Drosophila guanche is the source of this 1882-nucleotide messenger RNA. RefSeq names its product coiled-coil domain-containing protein 174. The transcript has a single exon. The coding region runs from base 67 to 1719 and encodes 550 amino acids. Gene Ontology annotation, cellular component: nucleus. The record is from RefSeq and is a predicted model, not a curated record. Lineage: Eukaryota; Metazoa; Arthropoda; Insecta; Diptera; Drosophilidae.
CUAUGCUCCAACAGCUGAUAGCACUUACCAUCUCUUUCUGGCUUAGUAAAUGCUUGAAAUUUCGAAAUGAACGACCCAAACAAAGCGAUUUCGGUAAAUUUAUCAUCUUUGCUCAGCCUGAAGGCAGAAUUACUGCGCAAGCAGCAUGAAGUGAAGCUGGCCAAGGCGGCCCAAGUGUCGGCCGGUGAACACAAGCCCCAAAAAGUCGUCAUCGAGAAAGAAAAGCCCAAAUCGAACAGCUACAAGGAAGUGAGCCGCAAUGAGGACGCCAAAGUCUAUGAGGAGGAGGAUCAUGCGCAGCUGGCGAAGUCACGGCGUGUGCUGGAAGCCAAGAGCAAGUACUACGAUCGUAUGAGUCGCAGUGGUGGCAACCUCAACUCGGACGACAACUGCCUCGUGAUGUUCAAUCGGAAGCGCCAGGAGGAAGACCUAGACGACGACGACGACGAGCCACAGACUUGUUCGCCUCCAGGGCGGGUGAGCAGCAGUUCAAGCAGCUCCAGCGAAGGUGAGGGCAACGACGACGAUGAAGUGGAGUACGUUGAUUGCUUGGGCCGCACGAGGAAGUGUCUCCGCAAGGUAUUGGCAGAGGAAAAGAAACGUGACAAGCAGCUGGCCCACAGCAUGCCGGAGCGCAUUGAUACAACCAAGGCCAACUGGAUGAUAGACACCAAGGGCGAUGUGGAGGAGGAUCAGGAGUCGAUUAAUGUGAAACCACGUCCCCCCGGCAGCAUAUUUAGCGAUGACCAGUCCACAGCGACCCACCACACUGAGCAGCUGCUGAAUUGGGAGCGCAAAGAGCAGGAGAAUGCCGAGAAGCCAGACGUGCACUACCAAGAUGUCUUCUUCGAUGAGGCACGCACCCAUGGUGUGGGCUACUACGCGUUCUCCACAGACGAGGAAGAGCGCGCCAAGCAGCAAAGGGAGCUGGAGGAGGCCCGCAAGGCCACAACAGAGGAGCAGAUUCGUCGCGACGAGUUGAGAGCCAAGCGGGACAGCAUGGUGGCUGGUCGAGUGCUGGCUGCUAAGAACCGCAUACGGGCACGCAGUGGUCUGCCGCCCAUCAGCAAGGAGGACUACGAGCGGGAGCUGCAGCAAAAGAAAGACGAAUCAGCGGCCGAGGCGGUGGAACGGGAGCGCAAAGAACGCGAAAAGAAAGAGGCGCUUGAAAAAGCGCGAGAAGCCGAAGAGGCAGAACGUGCAGAGCUGCGAAAGGAUUAUGUUCGUGAUUGGGACAAGGAGAAGCUGGCGGAAGAGUCGGAUGAAGAGUGGGAAUACAAAGCCGAACGUCUGCCCAUGUCGCAGGCGGAGUGGAACGACAAACAGCGCUCCGAACGUAGGGAGGAGUUUGCUCCCCUGCCAGAGCCGCUGAAACGCAGCAACUUCAGUAGCAUUCCAGAGCCACCGCCACUGUGGGAUAUUCCAGAACAGGAAUUUAGUAAUUUCAAUUCCAGCAAGAAACAAUUCCAGCGACGUAACUACACCAAUCCCAGCGAUGACAUUGAUGAUGAUGCACCGUCUACCUCUUCGGGCAGUCGAGGCGCUGCCAUACCGCCACCUCCGGGUCUCAAUGACAUGGGGCCACCUGCCGCAAAGGUGUCCAGAUCCCAGAACGAGCUGGAACGUUCCAUCGAAGCUGGCCUGAAGUUUCUACGCAAUUGCUGUGACAAGGAGGCGAUCACCAAUAAGGCCAGCUGGACAGCCAAGGCGGAUUAUUAAUUUUGGUUUAUAAUUUAUUGCUUUGUGUAAAGAAUACGUUAGAAAAACACACACAAUAUGCGAACUCGGACAAGUUUGUCUAUUGUCGUCCGGGGGGUACUUUGAGCUAAGGUCCAACAAAUGUAAGUUAAUUAUACAAUAUAAUGGCAACAGCUAGAACAAA